Messenger RNA from Pseudozyma hubeiensis SY62, 3852 nucleotides. Its product is annotated as likely protein kinase. Gene Ontology annotation, molecular function: protein serine/threonine kinase activity; ATP binding. Gene Ontology annotation, biological process: peptidyl-threonine phosphorylation; actin filament organization; protein autophosphorylation. The record is from RefSeq and is a predicted model, not a curated record. The transcript has a single exon. NCBI's taxonomy places the organism in Eukaryota, Fungi, Basidiomycota, Ustilaginomycetes, Ustilaginales, Ustilaginaceae. Gene Ontology annotation, cellular component: cytoplasm. Bases 1 to 3852 code for a protein of 1283 amino acids.
AUGUCGCAGUAUGGUCAGGCUUUCCAGGCCCAGUCGUAUCCGCAUGCUGCUCAGCGCAACUCGACGCCUCAGUCUGGAUACGCCCAGAUGCAACAGCAUCAGCAACAGCAACAACAGGCUAUGCCACCCAUGGCGGGUGCAUAUCAGCAGCCGUACAAGGGCACCCUCGCUCCCGGCACUCGAGUCAAGGUUGGCAACAUCACCGUCACCGUCAAGCGAUACCUCUCCGAAGGCGGCUUCGCACAUGUCUACCUGGUCACCACCUCCCAGCCUAUCCCCAUGCCUUCCUCCGUGACCGGUGCCGUCAGCGCAUCCAUGGCGGGCAGCGCAACCGCUGAGCGAGGCGAAACGGUUCACGUGCUCAAGAGGAUGGCGGUGCCGGACAAGGCUGCUCUCGCCGAUGUGAGAAGGGAGGUAGAGGUACACAAGCUGCUUCGCAAUCAGGCCAACAUUGUCCACUUCAUCGAGGCUUCUGCUACUUCCCUCCAAGGAGGCGGAUACGAAAUCUUCAUCCUCAUGGAAUACUGCUCUGGCGGAGGCAUCAUCAGCCUCAUGAAUGCUCGCUUGCGCGAUCGUCUACGAGAGGAAGAGGUGCUCAAGAUCUUUGGCGACGUCUGCGCAGGUGUCGCUGUAAUGCAUCACCUCGAUCCACCUCUCAUGCAUCGCGAUCUCAAGGUCGAAAACAUCCUCAUGGCUCCCUCCACCGAUCCAGGCACUAUCCCAGGCUCGCGUUCCACCUCGUCCAAUCUCAAAGCCACCUUCAAGCUCUGCGACUUUGGCUCGGCCGCCCCCGUACUUUCACGCAAACCAGCAAAGAGCAUGGAUGAGGUCAAGCGCGUCGAGGCCGACCUCAACAAGCACACCACGUUGCAGUAUCGAGCUCCCGAAAUGGUCGACGUCUACCAGCGCCGUGUCAUCGACGAAAAGGCCGACAUUUGGGCGCUCGGCGUGCUUCUCUACAAGCUUUGCUACUACACCACUCCCUUUGAGGAGAACGGUGGUGGUCCCUUGGCUAUUCUCAAUGUCCAGUAUCGCAUCCCACCUCAACCGGUAUACUCUGACCGAAUCAAGCAGCUCAUCAACUCGAUGCUCAAGGAGCAAAGUACCGAUCGUCCGACUGUCGAUCAGGUCAUCAUCAAUGUUCAUCAGAUCCUCGGCACUCGACCCCCACAAACAGCCCUUCACUACGCUUCUGCCGCUGCUAGCGGUAAAAUUGCGGCUCCCUUACCCACGCUCGUCAGUGGCGCGGCCAAGACUUCCAGUUCCGACGUCCCUUCUCUACCCAGCAGAUCCAGACCGACCGGAGGCAUCGAUGCCAACCUCAUCUCCAUGGGUCCGACCAAGAAGGAGCUCGAACAGGCAGAGGCCAAGCAGCUCGAAUUGCAGGCACAAAGCAUCACACCCAUGCGACGAGGCCGUCCGACAAAGGCACCUGCAGAGGGCAACGAUCCUCCCGCCAAGAAGCUUGACGACGACUUGACUAAGAGCAGCUCCCCCGCGCCAUCAACAUCAGCAGCAACGGCCAAGAACGCGCCGUCAUGGACUGUGCCAGAGUCGAAGCGGCCAUCAGUCAAGACGGGUCCCCUGAUCGAAGGCUUUGGAGAUUCCUUUGCACCCGCAGCACCCGCAAGCGCGACUUCAGAAAGCUCACCAGCUCUGCCGAAACGGCCGAGUCCCUCUUUCGGGUCUCCCGAAGCAAGCGGCGACUCCGCCAGUACUUCGGAUCGACCACUCGACAGAAAUUUGCUUCGUGCUUCUUCCUCGAACGCACCUUCACCUGUAUUGACACCGCUGAGACACAGCCCUGCACUGCCCGGAUUCAGCGCGGUUCCCAGUCCGACUGCGUCUCCUCUCGCUCCAUCUGCCAAGGACCAACCUCGUCCUCCAUCGGCUCAGAAGAGCGGGACACCACGGGACGAGCUUGCCGACCGCUUUCCGAGCCUCGAAGACCUCGAUGCGAAGUAUGCCAUUCCGGUUACAAGCACGCCACCCGCUCCCAGCCCACUAAGCUCGAAUGCUACAGCGUCAGCAUCCUCAAGCUUGCCAUCAGGUGGACCGACAGCCGACAAGGGUCAUGUGAACGUGCCCGGCCUUUCCAACCGCGCAAGCGUUGGUGCCAUGGCUGGCAGAUUCGAAAGACCCUUUGAGCCUCAAAAGCUUGGUUCGGGCAGGACACCACUCCACAAAUCUGCCACUGUCUCUGGCUUUUCGACCAGCGACAACCGUCCCAGCGCUCGAUCUGGCAGCGUUUCGAAUCGCUGGCAGACUUCCGUCAUCGCCCACGAUCGCGCCGACAAGGGGCAGCAACAGCCAUCUUUGGAUACAGCAUCGCUCAAAAAGGCAGCUCCAUCCAAAGACUGGCUCACCGGUGAUGCAUCUGAUCAGGAAGAUGACAAGCCCGCCGAAGAUGCUGCCAAAGAGAAAGAGGCAAAGAUCUACGCUACUCAGCCACAGGCUCCGAGCAGCGAUCCAUCUGCUACCAGGUCUGAUGCCGCAGGCCGGGAGAUCGAAGCGGACGAAGAGUCCUCGGACGAAGACGAGCCCGCUCAGCCGGAAGAAGCGGUCGCCCAACGGCCGACGCUACCACCGCGCCUUUCCGCUGAUCGAAUGUCGACUUUCCUCUCUCGACCGGCUGCCUCGCAAUCGCAGCCCGUGGAAGACGGCGUCAACGGGAAAGCGGCCAAACCAGAACGUCCACGUAUCGUGCCAGGCCGAGUGAAAGCGCCUUCCUGGCUUGUCGACGCCGUCGAUUCGCCCACUGCUGCCGAACAACUCAUUUCGAGUUCAUCCGCGUUGAGUCCGGGCGGGAUGGGAUCGGAUCCAUUGAAAGUGACGGCAGCAGACUCGCUAGUUUCGCCCGUCACGGACGCCACGGCAGCAGAACAGCUGGAUGAAGCUGCAAGACAGGCUCAGGAUCAGCUCGAGGCGCUGUUGCGCGGUCCCGAGGAGGAUUCGAUGUCCACGCAAAAGCACGAGGAGCAGGAGGAGGAGAGUCCGACCAUGCCAUCGACGGCGAAAGUUAAAGCGCCGGCGUGGGACGAUGAAGAUGAGGAGGGGGACAGGGAGAUGAAUGCUCUGCCCAAGCCGGAGUUGCAAGCCGGGGUGGUGAAUGGCGGUGGGAAAGUCUCUCCGCCUUCCGUCGCGACGGCCGGGAAGCUGUCCGAGGAGCAGACUCUGCCCAAGCCCUCUUCCACAUCUUCCAACAUCGCCUCGAGGUGGAGCGCGGCGAGUCAAGCACAGUCGCAAGCAUCGCAGCGAAAAGACGUGCAGCUCGUGGAUGUGGCUAGCUCGCCGACUCCUGCAUCCGUCAGCGUCGACUCUGUCAAAGAUCGGUUCAAUCAUCUAUCUCUCAAUCGCAAACCUGACGAUAGCUCAUCCGACGCUACACCACCACCGCACAUCGCUGUCAAAGCUUCUACCGUCUCGCAGCGAUCCAACGCAGAACCGAUGGUCAUCCAACCCAAACGACCCACACCCAUCCGACCGCAGAAGAAGGAUCACCUGCGGUCCACCUCCAUCUCCACCCUCAAGCCGUGGGAGCGGGAAGCCGCGCAGUCCGCCGACGCUGCUAGCGGUGGGAUUGUCAAGAACUCCGCACUUCCCGCCGCGUCCACCGCGCGUCUUCAGUCCAACGAUACGCCCGACGCCGAGGUCGACGCGGAGAGGUUCAAGGGCGUCUCGAGCUUGAUCUCGAGAUGGCAGGCUAGUGUCGAGAGUAAUGCGCCCGGGUGGGGGAAGAUCGGGAGUGAGGAGGAUGAUAGAGCCGGGUUGGGCAAGGGUUUGGGUCCUAAAGUCGCCAAUCAGGCGGCUGGGUGGGUAAGAGAUCGGUCAGAGGCGAAUGGUCCUAAAUAG